AUGGGCAACCAUGGCCAGCCACGGGAGAAUGCCCCUCAGUUCGGCAUACGGCUAUCACAGGGCCACGUCCUAUUAUCGCGCGCGAUCCCGAGUCACCACGACAAAGUGGAGCCAACCGUAGGCACCUCCGGCCGAGGGAAACCCGAGACAUGGGGAUGCAGGCGCAACAAGCUUAGGACGCAAGGCGCUCCUCGAGGAUUUCUCGGAAACCCUCGGCGCGGUGUGCAGCGAGCAACACGAUGGCUGCGGCAGUCUACGGGUGGUUUUGAGAGGCGGUUGGGCUGGAACAGAGAACCUUGCCUUUGGCGGGGGCGGGGGGGGCUUUGUGUGGGCAACACUCGCGUUGAAGUGGAGGGGACACUCUUCGGGGAUAGGAGAAGAACAGGCAGAACAGCGGCAGAGAGGGACGGCGCAUUAGACAUGACCGACAGGGUGACAUCAUGCAGGUUGAUGGGACGAAGGUUUUUUUUUUUUUUUUUUUUUUUUUUUUUUUUUUUUUAG
Messenger RNA from Colletotrichum orchidophilum, 501 nucleotides. RefSeq lists its product as uncharacterized. Lineage: Eukaryota; Fungi; Ascomycota; Sordariomycetes; Glomerellales; Glomerellaceae. The coding region runs from base 1 to 501 and encodes 166 amino acids. The transcript has a single exon. The record is from RefSeq and is a predicted model, not a curated record.